Molecule: messenger RNA, 471 nt
Organism: Cynara cardunculus var. scolymus (artichoke)
Lineage: Eukaryota; Viridiplantae; Streptophyta; Magnoliopsida; Asterales; Asteraceae
Exons: 1
Coding region: 1-471 (156 amino acids)
Source: RefSeq, a predicted model, not a curated record
AUGGAUUGCACUUUAAACUUGACUGGUAGGGAUUUUCAUAUAGAUUUAAUCCCGAUCCAACUAGAAAGUUUUGACAUAAUUGUGGGCAUGGAUUGGUUAUCCAAGAACCGAGCUAAAAUGAGUUGUUUCGAGAAGAUCGUUCGAAUUCCGUUUCUCGAAGGGGGAAUACUCGAAGUACACGGAGAGAAACCCAGAAGGGGUAUUAAACUAGUGACGUGUUUGAAGAUGCAAAAAUAUUUGAGAAAAAACUGCAUUGCCUUUCUAGCUCAAGUUAUGGAUAGGAAAGCUGAAGAAAAACGCGUUCAAGAUAUUCUUAUACUUGGAGACUUUCCUGAAGUAUUCCCAGAUGAAUUGCCUAGAAUACCCCCACCAAGACAAGUUGAGUUCCACAUAGAACUAAUUCUUGGGGCUGCACCCGUGGCAAAAGCACCAUAUCGGUUAGCACCAUCUGAGAUGAAGGAGCUGUCGUAA